GCCCCCGGGCAUGUCGGCCCCGCCCCUCGCAGCGUGACCGCUCUGCUCCCCAUCCACCCGUCACUGGCUGUGGUGCCAGACUGCCCGCUGAUAACUCUGGGGACCUCCUGCAGGGAGGCGAGGUGGCCUCACGUGGCUGUCACCAGCGGGGCUGGAAGCCCUCCCCGACUCCAGCUGAGGAUAAAAGCGCUGCGAUCGUCCGCACAACGCUGUGUCGUCCCUGAGCGGGUCCGGUCCCCCCGCAGCACCAUGGCACCCGGGUGGCUUUGCUGGGCUCUCCUGCUGCUCCUGCCUGCCCCAGUCCGUGCUGCCGGACCUGGCCCUGUUCUGGUCAACCGCCCCUUCGUCACUGUCUGGAACAUCCCCAGCGAGCCCUGCGCCCAGCAGUACAACGUCACCCUGCCCCUGGGGGUCUUUGAUGUCGUGGCCAACACGGAGGAGGCCUUCAUAGGGCAGGACAUCGCGCUGUUCUACAGCUCACACCUGGGGCUCUUCCCCUACUACACGGCACAGGGGCAGCCGGUGGACGGGGGGCUGCCGCAGAACGCCAGCCUGGUGGCCCACCUGCAGCGGGCCAGGCGGGACAUCGGGGCCGCGCUGCCCAGCACCAGGUAUGACGGGCUGGCUAUUGUUGACUGGGAGCAGUGGCGCCCGUUGUGGGCCCGCGACUGGAGCUCCAUGGACAUCUACCGGGAGAAGUCGGAGGAGCUGGUGCGGCGGCAGCACCCGCUGUGGCCUCACAGCCACGUGGAGGAGGUGGCCCAGCAGCAGUUCCAGAAAGCUGCCCGCGCUUUCAUGGAGCAGACGCUGCGGCUGGGCGAGGCCAUGCGGCCUGCCGGCUACUGGGGCUUCUACGGCUUCCCCGACUGCUACAACAACAACUUCAGCGACCCGCUCUACAACGGUAGCUGCCCGGUGGUGGAGCAGCAACGCAACCAGGAGCUGGGUUGGCUCUGGAAUUGCAGCCGGGCACUGUACCCCAGCAUCUACCUGCCGCAGCAGCUCCAGGGCACCGACAAGGUGCUGCGCUAUGUCCGGUACCGCGUGGCCGAGGCCUUUGCUGUCCAGAAGGGCAUCCUCAGCAAUGCCGUCCCUGUCCUGCCCUACACUGAGAUCAUCUAUGCCAACACCUCUGACUUCCUCUCUGAGGAGGACCUGGUGAACACUAUUGGGGAGAGUGCGGCUCAGGGAGCCGCCGGCAUCAUCAUCUGGGGGAGGUCUGCUGACACUGCCUCCAAGGAGAAGUGCCUGAAGCUGAGAGACUACCUUGAUGGGGCCCUGGGCCACUACAUUGUCAACGUGACAACCAGUGCCCAGCUGUGCAGCCAGAGCCUGUGCUCAGGGAAUGGCCGCUGCGUGCGCAAGGAGGGCAAGGUGGCCUUCCUACAGCUUGACCCCAACCGCUUUGCCAUCAACCUGAAAGCCAAAAAACCCCAGCCCGUGGUGUGGAUCCUGAACGCCGACAGUGACAUGUCCCAGCUGGCUGAGGGCUUCACCUGUCAGUGCUACAGCGGCUGGCGGGGAGAGCACUGUGACAGCCACGGCUCCUCUAAUAAGUGAGCAAUGGCUGCCUUCCGUGCUGUGCUGGACACCUGAUGAGAUGGGGAGGGUCACGAUGCCCUUCCUGCAAGUGGGAAGCAUGGGAAGAAAAGCCCAGGCUGCUAAUAAAACCACUGUGCAUCCUA
Molecule: messenger RNA, 1685 nt
Organism: Gallus gallus (chicken)
Lineage: Eukaryota; Metazoa; Chordata; Aves; Galliformes; Phasianidae
Gene: HYAL1
Product: hyaluronoglucosaminidase 1
Exons: 4
Coding region: 250-1560 (436 amino acids)
Biological process (GO): hyaluronan catabolic process; carbohydrate metabolic process
Molecular function (GO): hyalurononglucosaminidase activity
Source: RefSeq, a predicted model, not a curated record